This is a messenger RNA of Acanthamoeba castellanii str. Neff, 210 nucleotides long. RefSeq lists its product as uncharacterized. The record is from RefSeq and is a predicted model, not a curated record. Bases 1 to 210 code for a protein of 69 amino acids. The transcript has 3 exons. Lineage: Eukaryota; Discosea; Longamoebia; Acanthamoebidae.
AUGGCAUUGCCUUCAUUCCACCGUUCACAGGCGAACUCGAUCUCUUCGGCCCAAUACUUUGGCAGGGAAGAGGAAAAUGGCGGCGGCGACAUGAGCAAUUGGAACGCCCAGACCGAUCUCAACGCCGUCAAGGACACCGUGGUGCAGGGCACCAAGAAGCUGGCGAGCAUGGCGACGGAUUUCUUCAACUCGAUGGAGAGCUGGUCGUAG